AUGGGCGACAUCCUCACCCAAAUCCAAGACGAGCUGGACAUGCUCCUCAACCAAAUGCAAGCCUCCUUCGCGUACAUCCGCAACCGCGCCCCGCCCACCCCCAUCCCGAACCAACCCACCCUCUCCUCCAUGCAAGAAUUCGAAGCCCAAAACGCCGCCGCCCUGAACCCGUCCGCCGCGCCCCCAGCCCCCCCGCCCCCGCCCCCGCGCGAAGAAUUCCUCAAGGACAUCGCCGAGCUGAGCCGCGACAUGGUGCUCAAAGAGCAACAAUUGGAAGUGCUUGUUGCGAGCUUGCCGGGGCUGGAUAAGAGCGAGGCGGAGCAGGUGGCGCGGAUGAAGGAGUUGGAGAGGGAGCUGGAGGGGCUGGAGGGGGAGAGGCUGAGGGCGGUCGAGGAAAAGGAGGCGUUGCUGAGGAGGGUGGAGGGGAAGAUUGUGAAGGCGGGGAAGAUGGGGUCGUGA
Messenger RNA from Paraphaeosphaeria sporulosa, 459 nucleotides. RefSeq lists its product as uncharacterized. The record is from RefSeq and is a predicted model, not a curated record. Gene Ontology annotation, molecular function: transcription coregulator activity. The coding region runs from base 1 to 459 and encodes 152 amino acids. The transcript is spliced from 2 exons. Lineage: Eukaryota; Fungi; Ascomycota; Dothideomycetes; Pleosporales; Didymosphaeriaceae. Gene Ontology annotation, biological process: regulation of transcription by RNA polymerase II. Gene Ontology annotation, cellular component: mediator complex.